CGCUCCGAAAGAAACCCCCGUUUAUUCACAUCGCAGCUGUAGCUUAAAGGCAAUCGAAUUCAUUUCAUCACACAAAGCCUCCAGAAAAAUGAAUACAAAACAAAUCACGCAUGUGUAUGUGUAAUCUUCCUUAUAUAUGCACAAGAACAAGACCUAGGGUUAGGGUUUUGAAUCGAUUUUUGCCAUGGCCGACGGCGAAGUGACUGUAUCCAAUGUAGAUAAACCCUUGCUCGAGGAGGUAAACGGUGGGGAUGACCUCACUGAAACAGAGCAAUGCGUGUCCCUUCCGGAAUCGAAGGUUCUCAACGAAGCCAGUACCGAGUCACCGGGAAUUCAAGAUGCAUCGACUGCGGAGACCAAGAUGAAGACGGAGGCAGAAGGUGGAGAGGACGCCGUUGUCGAUACGAUUGAUUCGCGCAACGAGGCGGGAGCUGGAGAGGAGACUGUUGUUCAUACGAUUGAUUCUCGUAACGAGGCGGGAGCUAGAGAGGAGACUGUUGUUGAUACGAUUGAUUCGCGUAACGAGGCGGGAGGUGGAGAGGAGAAUGUUGUUGGUAUGAGUGAUUCGCUCAAAGAGCCGGGAGUUGUAGAAGAGACUGUUGAUACGAGUGAUUCGCGUAAAGAGGCAGGGGCUGGAGAGGAGACUGUUGUUGAUACGAGUGAUUCCCGUAAAGAGGCAGGAGGUGGAGAAAAGACCGUUCUUGAUACAAAUGAUUCGCGUAAAGAGGCAGGGGUGGAUGGAGAGGAGACUGUUGCUUGUACGAGUGAUUCUCAUAACGAGGCGGGAGGUGGGGAGGAGACUGUUGUUGAUAUGAACAAUUCGCAUGUUGCUGAAGUGGCUCCGGUUUUGAUCUCAGACGCCGAGAUGGAAGCUAAGGCUAAUGAGCAGACUGAAAUGGCGGCUGUGAGGGAGUUGGAGCUAGAUGGGGGAGAUGAGACCGUUGUUGAUAUGGGACAAUCGCAUACAGAAUUGGUCCCAAAGGCUGCUCCGGUUUUGGAGUUGGUCCAAUUCGACAUAAAACCUGGGUUGGAUAUUGAGUUUGAAGCACCAAUUGCUGUUGCUGUUACAGAACGUUCUCAGCUGGAUGAUCAUCAUUCAGAAGCAGUAGAUGCAAUGGAGGCAGAGAUUCCAACUGGAGAAGCUAACAGAGAGUUGGAAAUAGAUGGAGAGAACACAACAAAGAUAGAGGAAGAUGCUGCUGCUUCAAUUCCAACUUCAGAAGCUAAUAGAGAAAUGGAAACAGAUGGACAAGAUACAAUGAAGGCUGAAGAUAAUGAUACUGAUUCAAUUCCACCUACAGAAGCUAAUAGAGAAAUGGAAACAGAUAAAAUGGACAUAACAAAGGCUGAAGAUGGUGAAGCUUCUUCAGUUCCAACUGGGGAAGCUAAUAGAAAACUGGAAACAGAUAAAAAGGACAUAACAAAGGCUGAAGAUGGUGAAUCUGUUUCAAUUCCAUCUGGGGAAUCUAAUAGAGAAUUGGAAUCAGAUGGAGAUGAGGUAAUGAAGACUGAAGAUGAUGAAGCUGCUUCAGUUCCAACUGGGGAAGCUAAUAGAGAAUUGGAAACAGAUGGAGAUGAUGUAAUGAAGGCUGAAGAUGUUGAAGCUGCUUCAAUUUCAACUGAGGAAGCUAAUGGGGAAUUGGUAGCAGAUGAAGAGGAUAUAAUGAAGGCAGAAGAUGGUGAAACUGCUUCAAUGUUAGAGGACUCACAAGAAGAUCCUCAGUAUGGGGAAAAUGAGGUAAUGACUGCUGAGGAGACUGCUGCUGCAGAUACUGAAGUUGAGACUGAAACUGAUGCAGCAGAUUCGGGUAGAGGUGCUGGGGGAAAGCGGAAAAGAGGGAAGAAUUCUAAGAGCCCUGCUUCUUCUAAGGCUGCUACAAGAACUCCGUCAAGGAAAGUGACAGAAGAGGAUGUUUGCUUCAUUUGCUUUGAUGGUGGGGAUCUUGUGCUUUGUGACCGUCGUGGUUGCCCAAAAGCAUAUCAUCCUUCUUGUGUUAAUCGUGAUGAAGCAUUUUUUCGGGCAAAGGGCAGAUGGAAUUGUGGAUGGCAUCUAUGUAGCAUUUGUGAGAAGAAUGCAAAUUACAUGUGUUAUACCUGCACCUAUUCACUAUGCAAGGGGUGCAUAAAAAGUGCUGUUAUUUUAUGCAUUAGAGGAAACAAAGGCUUUUGUGAAAACUGUAUGAGAACUGUCAAGCUUAUUGAAAGCAAGCAGCAGGGAGACAAAGAUGCACAAAUAGAUUUUGAUGACAAAAGUAGUUGGGAGUAUCUCUUCAAGGACUACUACAUGGAUUUGAAAGAGAGGCUGUCUUUGUCUUCAGCUGAAAUAGCGGAGGCCAAAAGUCCAUGGAAGGGAUCUGAUGUGUCUGGAAAUAGACAACAGCAAUCUGAACCACAGUUUGAUAAUAAUGAAGAGGGAGGUUCUGGUUCUGACAAUUCUGGUGAGAAGGUUGAAGUCAAUAAAUUAAAAAGAAGAAAGGUUACAAAAAAAUCAAAGUCCCUUUUAAAAGAAGAUGGUAUGGCCAGUAUGUCUGUAAUAGCUGGAAGUGAAGGUGCAUCUACACCUAGCAACACUGAAUGGGCAUCAAAAGAGCUGCUUGACUUUGUUAAGCACAUGAAAAAUGGUGACACAUCUGUUCUUUCUCAAUUUGAUGUGCAGGAUUUGUUGCUGAAAUAUAUCCAAAUGAACAAACUUCGUAUUCCAAAUAAAAAGAGUCAAAUCAUGUGUGAUUCAAGACUUCAAAGCCUCUUUGGAAAACCACGUGUUGGGCAUUUUGAAAUGUUAAAAUUACUUGAGUCUCACUUUCUUAUAAAGGAGGAUACUCAUAUUGAUGAUGCCCAGGGUACUGUAGUUGAUACUGAGGUUGAGGGUGAUGAGAACCGGGACACACUUAUGAAGGAAGUCAAAGAUAAGAAACGCAAGCGUAAAAAAGGCCACAGUCGGGGCCCACAAUCUAAUCUUGAUGAUUAUGCAGCUAUUGAUAUGCACAACAUUGGCUUAAUCUACCUUCGACGGAAGUUAAUGGAGGACUUGCUAGAAGAUGUGGAGAAGUUUCAGGACAAAGUUGUUGGUACCUUUGUGAGAAUAAGAAUCUCUGGUAAUAACCAAAAGCAAGAUCUGUACAGACUGGUUCAAGUCAUGGGUAUGAGCAAAGCUUCUGAGCCAUAUAAAGUUGGCAAAAGAACAACUGAUAUCCUCCUUGAGAUCUUGAAUUUGAACAAGACUGAGGUCAUAUCAAUUGAUACAAUCUCAAAUCAAGACUUCACUGAGGAUGAAUGCAAGCGUUUACGACAAAGUAUCAAAUGUGGACUUAUUAAUAGGCCAACUGUGGGUGUCAUUCUUGACAAGGCCAUGGAAAUACAUGAAGCAAGGGUCAAUGAUUGGUUGGAAUCAGAGGUCCUGCGGCUUAGUCAUCUUCGUGAUCGAGCAAGUGAAAAAGGGCGUCGGAAGGAACUUAGAGAAUGUGUGGAGAAAUUAGAGCUAUUGAAAACACCUGAGGAGCGUCAGCGAAGACUUGAUGAAAUUCCGGAAAUACAUGCAGAUCCAAACAUGGAUCCGAGUUAUGAGUCUGAAGAUGAUGACAGUGUUACUGAUGAAAAUAGACGAGAUACUUAUAUGAGGUCCAGAGAUUCAAGCUUUAGCAGGAGAGGAAGAGAGCCAAUUUCUCCUCGAAGCAACUAUUCUUCCAAAGAUCCAUGGGGUAGUGGAGGUAAAACGCCAACUAGAAGUUGGGAAUUGGAUAGGAAUUUGUCCAGUAAAAAUACAUUGGUCAAGGCUGAGGAUAGUACACAUAAUAGUGAGAUGGUUAAUGAAAAUUCAUGGGGUCUAGGGAGAGAUAGAGACCAAGAGUCUAGAAGUCUGGAGAAGGUGAAUUCAACUACUAAUUCUGAGACAAUUGGAAGGAAAGGGAACUCCCUUUCAAGACCUGAAAUGGCUUCUGGUGUGGCAUCAAUGACUUCUACAGUUACUCCCACAGCAAAGUCAUCAGAUACUGGCAUCAAAAUUAAUGAAACAGAAAAAAUAUGGCAUUACAAGGAUCCCUCAGGAAAAAUUCAGGGGCCAUUUUCUAUGGUCCAGCUACGUAAAUGGAACAACACAGGAUACUUCCCUGCCAAUCUGAGAAUAUGGAGAUCUACAGAAAAGCAAGAUGACUCUAUUCUUCUGACUGAUGCAUUGGCUGGAAGAUUUCUGAAAGAGUCAUCAGUGACUGAGCAUAGAAAUUUGGCAGGUGGUGUUCUGCAAAAUAGAGAGGCAGAGAGACUAAAUCUUGAUCAGAAUCGUGCAUCUCAGAAUUCACCUAGUGGUUUGGUUUCGUCUAGAGGUGGAAUGAUUUCUGGUGAGAUGUCUGGAGUUCCUAAAGAAAAGUGGGAUGGUAACGAUUCAUCGAACCUUCCUUCUCCUACUCCAAAACAAGGUAAUUCAGGCUGGACUGGAGAUGCUGUUCCUGUAACGGCUGCAACUUCAUAUCCUGUUGAUAAUGGAAUCUCUGAACCAUCUCGUUUAGUGUUACCAGCUAACGUGUCUUCUCUCUUGGCUUCAGCUGUGAAUGCCAGUGGACAUUCAUUAAUGAGAUCUGAAAAUGUUUCUUCAAAUUCUGGUGCUGGUUUUAGUCCAAUGACAAAUACUGCAAAUCCUCAGAGUUCACAAUUGACUGCAGUUAGUGAACCACCUCAAAUGAUAGUCCAUAGCCAACAUGCUACAGCUACACAAGAUGCAAAUGUCCACCCAGUUCAGUCUAUAAAUAAUAUUCAGAACCCAAACCUCGAUCCUCAUGCUUUGGGUGUUGGUCAAACUCUGAAGGCAGAACCAAACAUUUCUGUCCCUACUCCAGCGCAGCCCCAGGGGUAUGGCAAUUGGGGUGGCAUUACCUCUGCUGUUCAAAAUCUUGCUGCAAGUUUCUCAAAUACAGGUGCCUUACCCUUGCCUCAAUCUGAGUUUUGGAGGCCUCAGAGUCAGGCUAACCAACCCAACAUUCAACUUCCAAGUGUGCCUAGCUUUCCGUGGGGCGCAGGGAUUCCACAGAAUAGUCCUGCCCCUGCCAAUUUAAAUGCUGUCUGGGGAACAAUGCAGCAGGGAAAUCCAAACAUGGGGUGGAGUGGACCAGCACCCGGAACUAUGAAUAUGAAUUGGGGAGCUCCAGUUCAAACAAUGGCUCCACCUAAUCCAGGAUGGGUUAUGCCCCCCGGACCAAUGCCUGGAAACAUGAAUCCAGGGUGGGUUGCACCAACAGCGGGUAAUCCAGGCGUUCAAGGUAUGGCUCCUGGUAAUCCAAAUCCAGGUUGGGUUGCCCCAACGGUUUCAGGUCCAAGAGACAACGGUUCCCAGGGUGGAGAUACUGGCUUCAAUGAUGGAAGGCCUUGGAAUAGACAGUCAUCAUUUGGCAGUGGAGGCCAUGGAGGUGGUCCUAGAGGUAAUUUUUUGAGAAGUCAAAAGCCUUGCCCCUACAAUACGAAUGGUCGGUGUAGGAAAGGGGCCCGCUGUGAUUAUCUUCAUAUCUAAUAAGGAGUUUAAUAGAGUUUCAGGCCAAUAGAUGAUUCUGUACAGUAAUAUUAUUUAGCUUUUCUUUACUAUAGGCCAUUUUGAGGUUUCAAUUUGUAAAACCUGAGCAGAUUAGGGGCACACUCUUUUGACGCCUAUUUAUUUCCUGCAAAACAUUUGUUGCCGACAUUAUGUUGUUUUGAUCAAUAAGCUUCCAAAGCAUACUGGAUGUCCACCUAUCCAGUGCCUGACGCUGCAAAAUGCAGGUUCUGAAGGAACGCCAACGAGCUUCUGGUUAAAGGGCCUUUU
Messenger RNA from Ipomoea nil (Japanese morning glory), 5785 nucleotides. RefSeq names its product zinc finger CCCH domain-containing protein 19. Lineage: Eukaryota; Viridiplantae; Streptophyta; Magnoliopsida; Solanales; Convolvulaceae. The coding region runs from base 185 to 5497 and encodes 1770 amino acids. The record is from RefSeq and is a predicted model, not a curated record. Gene Ontology annotation, molecular function: metal ion binding; protein binding; DNA binding. The transcript is spliced from 10 exons.